Molecule: messenger RNA, 754 nt
Organism: Brassica napus (rape)
Lineage: Eukaryota; Viridiplantae; Streptophyta; Magnoliopsida; Brassicales; Brassicaceae
Exons: 1
Coding region: 239-664 (141 amino acids)
Source: RefSeq, a predicted model, not a curated record
UCUUUAUCAAUUCUUAUUCCCAUUAAAAGUUGCUUUCUUUUCUGUUACCACUUUUUCUCCAAUCAACAUCGGUGACAAUCCGUGAUGAAAAUUUGAAAACACUAAUAAACUAUUUUAGAACCCCACAAUACCAAAACGGUGUCGUUGAGCUCAUCACAUUACAUAAAAGCUACUUUACUAGUUUAACUAGACAAUAAAAUAAAACAAAACAAAACAAAAGUCUCUCUCUCUCCCUCACAUGGCUCUUCUCUUAAACCGCGUUAGAUCGGCUUCGGUCUUCAUGUUCAGUGUAACAUUCCUCUUCAUCUUCGCCGAAGGCUUACGACCUUCUGAUCAUGGCCUACAGUAUCAAACCAGCUCACCACCGACUGAAUCUCACUCACCUCCCGGGAAAAUGAUGUCCUUCUUCGGAGAUUCCCGUUCUUCUCCUCCUCCUUCUCAGCUCCUUCCCAAAGCUACGGAUACAGACGGCGGAGACGACGACACGUGGUGGCGUGAUGGAGCUGCCAACAGACGCGAGCACGUGAUGAGGCACGUGUUUCUUGCGGCGAGCAUCAUAUGCGGCGUCUCCGGCGUUGCGCUUCUUGUGGUUUUCACUUUGGUUUACUUCUUUAGGUAUCGGAAUCAAAGUCCGUCGAACUUACCCUGUAACGAUUUAAAGUAGAUACUAUUCGAUUUCUGUAUACAUGGUUUGUUUCUAUUAUUUUUUAUUUUAAAAAAUAGAUGUAAAGCAUUUUGCUUUAUUUCGACGACU